AUGGGAGAGCCAAUCGCAGUCAUUGGCAGCGCUUGCCGAUUUGCAGGUGAUAGCAAUACGCCGUCGCAGCUAUGGGAGCUGCUUUGCAAGCCCAAGGAUGUGGCGACAUCGGUGCCGGCGUCUCGAUUCGGUGCUGAGGGGUUCUACCAUGAGAAAUCUGCGUAUCACGGACACAGCAAUGUCGAGGGGAUGAAGUCGUACUUUCUGUCGCAAGAGGCAGUGGAGCGGCGGUUUGACGCAGGGUUUUUCGGCAUCAACCCGGCCGAGGCAAAAGUUCUGGAUCCGCAGCUGCGGCUGUUGCUGGAGACGACGUACGAAGCGCUCGAGGCGGGCGGGCAGACGAUGGAAGGGCUGCAGGGGUCGGACACGGGGUGCUAUGUCGGGCUGAUGAUGGGUGAGUACGAGCAGCUGAUGAUGCGCGACCCGGAGACGAUUGGCAAGUACCACAUCAUGGGCACGGCGCGCAGCCUCAUGUCGAACCGGCUGUCGUAUUUCUUCGACUGGCACGGCCCGUCGAUGACGCUGGACACGGCGUGCAGCUCGAGCCUGGUGGCGGUGCACCAGGCGGUGCAGCAGCUGCGCAGCGGGCAGUCGCGGGUGGCGGUGGCGGCGGGAGCGAACCUUAUCGUGGACCCGAUAACACACAUAAGCGAGAGCAAGCUGCAGAUGCUGUCACCUGACGGGCGCGGGCGCAUGUGGGAUGCGCGCGCUAACGGGUAUGCGCGCGGCGAGGGCGUGGCGGCCGUGGUGCUGAAGCGGCUCAGCGACGCCCUGGCCGAUGGCGACCAUGUCGAGUGUGUGGUGCGCGAGAUUGGCGUGAACCAGGAUGGCAAGACGCGUGGCCUCACCCUGCCAAGCGCAGCAGCACAGGCGGCCCUGAUUCGCGACACGUACCGCCGGGCCGGGCUAGACGCGCGCUGUGCCGCCCACCGCCCGCAGUACUUUGAGGCGCACGGCACCGGCACCCCCGCCGGCGAUCCCAUCGAGGCCGAGGCCAUCUACACGGCGUUUUUUGCCGCUGGCGCCGACGACGCCCACGACGACGACAACGACGACGACAUCGACGACGCGAGCCUAUGGGUCGGCAGCAUCAAGACCGUGUGCGGCCACACCGAGGGCACGGCGGGCAUUGCGGGCCUGCUCAAGGCGUCCCUGGCGCUGCAACACGCCGUGGUGCCCCCCAACCUGCUCUUCACCCGCCUCAACCCCCGCAUCCAGCCCUUCAGCACCCGCCUGCGCGUGCCCCUCCAGCCCCAGCCAUGGCCCGCCCCCGCGCCAGGCCAGCCGCGGCGAGCAGGCGUCAACAACUUUGGCUUUGGCGGCACAAACUGCUUUGCGCUGCUCGAGGCCUACGAUGGCGGCCGGCCUCGCCCUGCCACGCCGUGCACUGCCACUCCUCCUUGCACGCCCUUUGUCUUCUCCGCCGCCUCGGAACACGCCCUGGCCCGCCAGCUCGCGGCGUUUGCCGCCUACGUCGAGGCCAACGAGCACACGCUGUCCCUGCCCAGCCUCGCCUACACGCUGCACGCGCGCAGGAGCCGCUUGCUGUACGCCACCGCGGUAGGCGCGGCUGAUGCACGUGACCUGCACACCAAGCUGCGCCACAAGCUCCAGUCUGGCGCCCCCAUUGGCGUGCGAGAUGCAAGCAGCAGCAGCAGCAGCACCACCACCACCACCGCCAGCAUCGUCGGCGUCUUCACGGGCCAGGGCGCCCAGUGGCCGCGUAUGGGCGCUGAGCUGCUGCAACACUCGCCCGCUGCCGCCGCCACGUUCGCCUCCCUCGAGACGCACCUGGCCACACGCCUCCCGCCGGCCGACCGCCCCCAGUGGUCGUUGCGCGACGAGCUGCUCCAGGCGGCUGCCUCGUCGCGCAUCGCAGAGGCCCAGCUGUCUCAGCCGCUGUGUACAGCGGUGCAGAUUGUGCUCGUCGACUUGCUGCGCGCUGCCGGCAUUACCUUUGCUGCCGUUCUGGGCCACUCGUCGGGCGAAAUCGCCGCUGCCUAUGCCGCCAACGUCCUCUCGGCCCAUGAUGCCAUUGCCAUUGCCUACUAUCGUGGCCUGCACAGCAGUCUUGCCUGCAGCCCACACGGCCACAAAGGCGCCAUGUUGGCUGCCGGCAUCACCCCCGAAGACGCCCUGGACCUGCUUGAUUCGCCCGUCUUCCAAGGCCGCGCCACCAUUGCCGCGUACAAUGCCUCGUCCAGCCUCACCAUUGCUGGUGAUGCCGACGCCAUUGACGAGCUGCGCAUCAUCCUCGAGGACGAAGACAAGUUCGCCCGCUUGUUGAAGGUGGACAAGGCCUACCAUUCCCACCACAUGGCCCCUUGCGCCGGGCCCUACGGCGACUCGCUGCGAGCCUUGGAUAUAAAGAUAUCCCCGCCCACGUGCACCUGGAUCUCGAGCGUCUCUGGGAACCAAAUCCAAGACGUUGAUCUGCAUGCUCUGGGCCAUGACUACUGGGUGCAAAACGCCGUCAAUCCCGUCCUCUUCAUGCAGGCCUUGCAGAAGACGUGCGCCUCCAUGGCAUCGAGCGAGCAUCUCUAUGUCGAGGUCGGGCCUCAUCCAGCGCUCCAAUCCCCAGCAGCCGAGACCAUCCGAGCUACCGCGGGGCGCGAAAUCCCUUACACUGGCCUCUUGAAGAGAGGCGCUCCCGAUGUCGUGUCAGUAGCCGAAGGCAUCGGGUACAUUUGGACACACCUGAGCCGCUUCCCCUUGAAUCUGCAUGCACUGGACCGCUUCAUGUGCCCCGACACUGCUGCUCCGCAACUCGUCCACGGCCUCCCGACAUAUUCGUGGGAUCAUGAUAUCGAGUAUUGGCAUGAGUCAAGGUACACCAAGGCCACCAUGUCUAGGUCAAAGCCCCACGAACUUCUUGGGCACAUGACCAGCGACAGCGUUCCCGAAAAGGAGCUGAGAUGGCGCCAGAUUCUGAGCCCCGCUGAGAUACCGUGGCUCAGUGGACACCGGCUCCAGAACCAGACCGUCUUUCCUGCUGCUGGUUACGUGGCGCUUGCAAUCGAAGCCUGUAGGGAAUUACUCGCCUUGUCGCCAGAGCUAGGGCCGGCCAAGCUUAUCAAAAUACAGCACAUCGACAUCCACAAAGCGUUAACUUUUGAUAGCGACGACUCCACCGUGGAAGCAAUCUUUUCUCUCAGUGACAUUGCUCAAGAAAAGGACACGCUAUCUGCAAACUUCCGGUACUUUGCAGCUUCGUCGGGUACAGGCCAUACGUCAGACAACGAAUCAUCGCUACGUAUACUUGUCAGUGGCUGUGUCGCCAUCAAUCUCGGCGAGCCAGCGUCGGAUGCCCUCCCAGCCAGGGGCCCUACCCCUGAUAGUCUUUUGCCCAUUCAGGCCGAGGAAUUGUAUGAGUCGCUGCUUCAAUUGGAGUACGAGUACACCGGCCAGUUUCGCGCUUUGUCCGGGCUGCAGCGAAAAUUAGGUACAGUGACUGGCUUGGUAGCAGGUCCCACCAAGGACCUCAAAUCGACUCUCUUGGUGCAUCCAGGUAUGCUCGACGCUGCUUUCCAGGCUAUCCUCUUUGCCAGGACAGCCCCAUUUGAUGGGAGUCUGUGGAGCAUGCAUGUUCCCAAGACGAUAGAUUGCAUCACAGUGAAUCUCUGCAUCUCUGAAACGCAACUCGCCCUGAGCGGCCAACAGCUACCAUUCAAUGCCUACUUGCAAGACAGAUUGGCCAAGUCUUUCAAGGGAGAUGUGGACAUCUAUCCCCCACAAGGCCACUCCGCCUCGGUUGUUUUGGACUCGGAAAAGCCCGUGCAUGCACUUAUCCAAGUCGAAGGGCUCGACUGCAUUCCUUUCUCUCCACCCACUGCUCAAGAUGACAAGGAGAUCAUGUCUGUCAUGUCGUGGGACCGUGCAUACCCGGAUGCCGCCAGCGCUGCUUAUGACCUCAGCCCAAUCCCUGAUCCGCAUGAACUUGAGCUGGCUCACUUUCUCGAGAGAGCAUCUCUCUAUUACUUGAAUCAGAUCCGACGCUCUAUCCCCACUGAUCAUCCAUGUCGAAAUGAGGGACAACCUCUGAGCAGGCUGUUUUCUUAUGCAGAGCAUAUCGAGUCCCGCAUAGCCAAUGGCCAACUGCCCUUCUGGAAGCACGAGUGGUUCAAUGAUACACGAGAGACCAUCGCCAUGGCAUCCAAGCCAUUUGAACAUGUCGUCGACUACAAACUCUUGACAAGAAUCGGCGAGAAUUUGCAUGACAUUGUCACUGGCAAGACAACGGCAAUCGAGCUUACCAUGAAGGACGACCUCCUAAAUGAUUUCUAUCCCGUCGCACUCGGCAUGGCCCAUCAUACAAAGUAUCUUGCAAGGACCGUCAAGCAAAUCACUUACAGGUUUCCCCAUAUGAACAUCCUCGAGGUUGGGGCCGGGACAGGCGGUGCUACCAAGGUUGUUCUCGACAUGCUGGGAGACAGUUUCUCGUCGUACACCUUUACCGACAUCUCGGCAGGCUUCUUCCUUAGGGCACAAGAAUACUUUAGUUCCUUCUCGUCGUCCCCACGCAUGGUGUACAAGGUACUAGACAUCAGCAAGAACCCACAGCAACAGGGAUUCACUGAGCAUUCGUACGAUUUAAUUAUUGCCUCCCAGGUGCUGCACGCAACGCCUCUCAUGAAGCAAUCUCUUUUGAAUGCAAGGCGUUUGCUCAAACCCGGAGGUUUUCUCGUCGUCAACGAAGGAGUCAACAAUGAUACCGCACGUCUUGGCACAAUUUUCGGCGCGUUUCCAGGCUGGUGGUUGGGCGCAGAGAAUGACGGUCGGCCUCUGGGACCUAACCUCGCUCUGGCUGACUGGGACAAACUCCUGCGUGACACUGGAUUUUCCGGCUGUGACUCCCAAGUACCCAUCGUUGAUGCUCUUUUAACCCCCAAUACUGUCUUUGUGUCACAGGCUGUAGACCCUCGAGUAAGCUUCACGCGCAACCCGCUAUCCCUUUCUCCGCAAGCAUUGAGCUCUCUCAACACUGUAAAUGAAGAAGCCCCCAUGGAUGAAUUGAUCAUCAUCGGUGGCGAGUCCUCCUCUCUAGCCCCGAACAUUGCCCACGAGGUGAAGCUUCUUUUGAAGGACUUCUUUGGCAAAUCGACCCAUAUCCGUACGCUGGCCGAUGUUGCAGCGGACAACGUACCUGUCUCGUCUCGCGCAACAAUUCUUGCCCUCUCUGACCUAGACGAGCCAAUGUUCCGCCAGCUUACUGAGGCUAAACUUCAAGCAAUGAAGCGUAUCCUCCAUGAGGCUGUAUCUGUACUGUGGGUUACUCAGGGGCGACGCGCUCAAGAUCCCUUUGCGAACAUGACGGUCGGCCUCGUGCGUGCCGCACUUCUCGAGAUUCCCACGCUAGAAUUCCAAUUCUUAGAUUUCGAGGACGCCAGUACCAUCAAAGCAAGAACCAUUGCAGAAUUCCUCUUGCGAUUCAAGCUUGAAUCCACUUGGGUCACUCGACGAGGCAGCAGUAAAAACGGCAGUAAUCCCUUACUCACCACAGUCGAGCGCGAGUACGUGAUUGACAAAGACGGCCAGCUGCUGAUUCCACGUAUCCUUCCGAGCAAGGAAAUGAACGAUCGCUACAAUUCCGCCCGCCGUCCCAUCUAUAAGAGCGUCGUAAUCGACGAUCACAGUGCAGACCACCAUAAGAAUCAUGACCAAAGAGUCAGACUCGGCAUACAGAACAACGAGUACUAUCUUGAGGAAGCUGGACAAGAAGCAGAUUCGGAAAUCCUACAACCAACACACUCUCUCCUCCUCGCUUGCCGCAUCAGAGGGCUUGGGUUUGGGCACAUGAGCCUUACAAGGGAUGAGAGUUACACACAAGUGACAUUGUCGAAUCAACUCUCAUCCUCAAUCCGACCGGCCCAUGAUUUGUGUCAGGCUUUAUCCAGUCGAGAAGAAACUCUCUUAAAGGACUCAGCCACCAAGGCAAGAUUCUUACGUCUUGUUAAAUUAAACAUUCUAGCGAGCGACACCGUCAGCCAUCUAUCCUCCAGCGACCACGUGGUCCUGUUGGAACCGAAUCUCGCUUUUGCAAACGCGGUGAAAAGAGAGGCUACGAUCAAAAAUAUCGGCGUGACCAUCAUAUCUUCAAAAUUGGAAAAAGGGCGAUGCAAUUUCCUUGGGUGGUUGAAGAUCCACUCUGAAGCCCCUGGACGAAGUGUCUGCAAAAUUCUGCCUAAGAAGGCUUCGUUCUUCUUGGCCUGUGAUGGCAGUCAGCCAAGUGACAUGACUGAUAUGGCCGCCCGUAUCAUCCCGCAUCUGCCGUCAGAAUGCAAUGUCACAUACUUCACUCAGCUACAUGCUACCAAAGCCUGCAUCGAACCUCUCGAGACGGCCGGCCCAACCCACGACGUCCACAAUCAAUUGCGCACAGCAGUACAGCACGCCCUGAAAGACUUAGUUCAGUUGAGUGUGGAGGGCACCGUCAUUCGUGUCGACAACAUAUCGAAAGCAGCUCCCGGCCUCGACCCAAAGCAGAAUCUUACACAUGAUCAGACUGUUAUAGAGUGGGAGGGAGUGAAGAGUGUUCCUGUCAAGCUUCGGCCAGUGGAUGACCAAAGCCUCUUUUCCGAUUCCAAGACAUACUGGCUUGCAGGACUCACUGGCAGUCUGGGUCUGUCCCUUUGCGAGUGGAUGAUCUCUCGAGGUGCUAAAUACAUCAUCAUGACUAGUCGUAAUCCUAACAUAUCUCGUGAAUGGCGGGAUAGGGUUGCUUUGCUCGGUGGUAUUGUCAAGAUUUACUCCAACGACCUCACAGAUCUAGUGCAGACCCGUGCACUCUAUGAGGAUAUCUGUUCUGCCAUGCCGCCGAUUGGGGGAAUCGUCUCUGCCGCCAUGGUGUUGGUGGAUACAACACUUGAGAAUAUGACUCUGGAAGAAAUGCAGAAGGUCUGCCACCCCAAAGUCCAGGGUACCACCAACCUCGACAAGCUGUUCUUCGACGUCGAUCUCGACUUUUUCGUGGCAUUCUCCUCCAUUGUCGCUGUGACUGGAAACCCUGGGCAGUCAAACUAUGCCGCUGCCAACAUGUUCAUGACCAGUCUGAUGGAGCAGCGCAGGAAGCGUGGCCUCGCUGCCUCGGUUAUGCACAUUGCGCCGAUAUUAGGCGUUGGCUAUGUAACAGAAAAGAGCGACAGGACCAAGACGAAUUUCCCACGUACAUCAGGCUACUCCCUCACCGCAGAACAGGACUUCCAUCAAGUAUUUGCCGAAGCAGUCGUUGCCGGACGGACAGGUACAGAGUCAACUGGAAAUGCGGAAAUCGUCAUGGGACUGCAUAAAGUCAACUCCAAUCCAGAAAAGCUGCCCUAUUGGUUCGACAACCCAACCGCGACGCAUUUCAUUUCCAACAACGAUGCCAUGGAUGUCUCUAAAGCUUCUACGGAAAAGGCUUCUGUCAAGUCUCAACUCUCGGCUGCCAAAAACAGUGCACAGGUAGCACAAAUCAUGACAGAUGCCAUGAAACCUUUCAUCUGUUCUUUGUUCCAGGUUCAAGGCGGUGCCGACCUGAGCGAUUCCCAAUUCCUGGACCUUACUUUGGAUAGGAUAGGACUUGAUUCUCUUCUUGCCGUCGAGAUCCGAAGUUGGCUCCUGAAAACCGUCAACGCCAACUUACCAGUGAUGAAAAUUCUCAGCGGUCUGUCUAUCCGCCAGCUCAUUUCUCAUGCUGUGGAUAGUGUACCGUCUACUCUCAUACCAAAUGUUUCGUCAUCCAAUUCCAACGACUCGGCACAGCCCAAUGGUCCCUUUGCUUUGCAAUCUGAGGCAAUCAAUAGUAUUGAGAGCAGUGACAAAAGUGUCGUUUCUGAUUAUUCAUCGUCAAAUUCGACCGAUACCAAGCGUUCCAGCUCCCCGGCUAGCUCCAAUGCAGACAUAUCCAUUAUGUCGGCUUCCAAAGACUUGGAUCAUGCAAUCUCUACCACCAAGACUACGGAAAUCGCGGUUGAGAGAUGGACGGAGCUCUCAUUCAGCCAAACAAUGUUUUGGUUCGUUCUAAAGUUCCUGAAUGGUAUGGCUGGGCUGAACCAUACUGGUCUGUUUCGCAUGACAGGUCCUCUCCGCAUCGCAGAUUUGAAGAGGGCGGUUAUGCAACUUGGCAACCGUCAUGAAGUGCUGCGCACCUGUUUCAAGGCAUUCGAUAACCGGCCGCAACAGGGCAUCAUGGAGUCUAGCCGGUUGCGCCUGGAACACAGGCGCAUCUCCAGCGAGGAGCAAGUCAUGUCUGUUUUUGAGGAGCUGCAGAGCUAUGCCUACGACGUGGAGCUUGGAGAAUGCCUACGAAUCAUCCUCCUCGAGCUGUCUCCAGAAGUUUAUUUCCUCCUUCAGGGUACGCAUUCUUUGGUCUUGGACGGAAUAUCUGGAUCGAUCCUCAUGCAAGAUUUGUUGCGUCUGUACGAAAACGAUAUGUCAAUCGCUGAGAGCACUGAUAUCUACCAAUACUCUACAUUUGCACAAGCCCAACGCAAGGCUGUCGAGGACGGUAGGCUUGAGAAGAGCCUGCGGUUUUGGAAGGAGCAGCUUGCCCCAUGCCCACCACCACUACCAGUUCUGCGCAUCUCUGCAGCCACGACGCAUCCAGUAUACACCAAAUACCAGAACCAGCGAGUCGACCUGACUGUUGAUUCUGCAACGAAAUCACGUAUUUGGGAAAUCUGUCGGCGCUGCAGGAUCAGACCGUUUCACUUCUUCUUGACCGCGUUCCGUGCAUUGUUGUCGCGAUAUGCAGAUGCAGAAGAAGUAUGCAUUGGUAUAGCUGAUGCGAACAGGUCUCAUGAAGGUGCUAUGGAGGGCCUUGGCCCAUACAUCAACCUCCUACCUUUACGCUUCCCUAAUAGUGCGUCGCAGAAGUUUGAAGCCGAGCUUCAAGAGACCAAAUCCAAGGCUGAUUCCGCCUUGGCCCAUUCAGAUGUCCCAUUUCAGCUUUUGUUGAACGAGCUCCGCGUAUCUCGUUCUGCGACGCAAUCGCCAAUUUUCCAGACCUUCUUCGACUAUCGCCAGGGAAUGCGCAAAAGAGAGUCUUGGGGAGAAUGCGAACUGGAAUUGCUGUCAUUCCAGGCUUCCGAACUCCCUUACGAUCUUUCUUUUGAUAUCAUAGAUGACUCCGGAACGAAUACAUGCCACCUCAUGCUGAUCGCCCGUGGAGAUAUAUACAGCAAGGAAAACGUUGAGACGUUGCUUGAAAGCCUCAAAAAGAUGAUUCAUGCGUUUAUCGACACUCCUAACAGCGCCUUUGUCGAUCCAGAUAUCUUUGACGCAGGGAAGAUUGAGAAGGCUCUUCAAUUUGGGAGAGGAGAUGCUGUUCGUUCCCAAUGGCCGUAUGAAUCGAUCGUUGGCCGCAUCCAGGACAUGGCAAACUCGAUGCCGAAUGAGGUGGCGCUCAAGAUGCCAUUCGGGGGCAAGUCAAUGACGUACAAAGAGAUGCUGAAUAAGUCUCAGUCCAUUUGUGCGGCUCUUUGCGCUAUGGGAUGCACUGCAGGCUCCAAGGUUGCGGUAUAUCAAGAGCCUACACCCGACUGGCUCUGCUCUGUCCUUGGUGUCCUUGGCGCCAGAGCGGUCUGCGUGCCGUUUGACGCCGGUACACUGGUCAAACGCCUGAAAGAUAUGGCAGAAGACAGCAAAGUCGCCUUCAUCCUCGUCGACUCAAAGGUGGAGGACCAAGCCGUCCAGCUGCUUGAGACUAAUAGUGUCUGCAAGAUCAUCAACGUUGAGCACGUCACCGAUGAUUAUCCUACGGCUGGACCGCUCAUGUUGCCAAGCGCAGAGGAUCCAGCUAUGGUUCUAUAUACCAGUGGUUCUACUGGUGUUCCCAAAGGCAUCGUUCUGAAGCACAUCGGUUUCAGAAAUUGGGCCGAAUUCGUUCCUCCCUUGUUCAGAUUUGGAGAGAGAGACGUGGUUCUCCAACAAAGCUCUUCCGGUUUUGACAUGGCGUAUCUUCAGGCUUUCUUCGCUCUCUGUUAUGGCGGCACAGUGUGCAUUGUGCCCCGUGAGAUGCGGGUAGAUGCUCGCGCCAUCGCCGACAUCAUUGCUUCCGAGAGUGUCACCGUCACUUGCGGCGUGCCAUCUGAAUACACCAACUGGCUUCAGUAUGGAAGCAGCCAGAGUCUCAGUCGUGCCACGCACUGGAGAACGGCAAUGUGCGGUGGCGAACCGGGUACAAACAUUGUACUUGAGCUGCAAGCCACUCUAGGCCCUCAGCCACCACCGCGGUUCUUCCACAUGUACGGCCCAACUGAGAUUACUUUCAUCACAACGGCCAUGGAACUAUUCUAUGGGAGCGCCGAGAAGACUCCUGCUGUUGGUGGACCGUUCUCCAAUUAUUCAGUCUAUGUUCUAGACGAACAGCUCCGACCAGUUCCGGCUGGCGUUCAAGGCGAGAUAUACGUGGGCGGAGCAGGCGUGGCUGCUGGCUAUCUAGCCAAUGAACAGAUGACUGCUGAGAAGUUCGUCUCGGACCCCCAUGCCUCGCCUUCAUUCAAAUCUCUUGGAUGGACUACGAUGCACCGCACUGGAGACAACGGUCGGUGGCGCCAGGACGGCGGUUUGCUCAUUGAAGGCCGUAGGUCUGGCGAUACCCAGCACAAGCUUCGGGGGCUUCGUAUCGAUCUCCAGGAGGUGGAAAACGUCAUGCUCAAGGAGUCCAAUGGUAUGCUGAGCGAUGCCGUGGUCUCUGUUGUCCGCACAUCGCCCUCGAGCCCCGAAUUUUUGGUUGCCCAUGUCAAAUUCUACCCCCAGCAUCGCCCGUCUGAGGCUGAUGAGCAGCGGGUUCUGAACCAGUUGUCGUCAAAUCUCGAAUUGCCGCAGUACAUGUGGCCAGCCGUCACAGUAGCUGUUGAAGAAUUGCCCAUGAUGAGCUCAGGGAAGUUGGAUCGCAGAGCGGUUGCAUCAUUGCCGCUCCCGGAUUUACCUCAAUUUCACGACGAUGUCGAUUCGACAGAUUUGACUGAAACUGAGUUCCGGCUGAAGGAAUUGUGGCAAGAUGUCAUAUCCAAGGAUGUCACUAAGCUGCACCGAAUUCAUGCCCACGCCGAUUUCUUCCAUGCUGGCGGCACAUCUAUGCUGCUUUUACGCCUACAAUCACGGAUUCAACAACACUUCGGCCUUGAAAUACCAUUCGCGCAAAUGUUUGAGGCUAGUACCUUGGGUAGCAUGGCAAAGCGUAUUGAAAAGGGAAGGGAGUCGAACGUGGAACAAUUCGAUUGGGACGCAGAAACGGCGAUAUCGGAACCAACCGUAUCGGCGCUGACUGACGCGACUUCUCCUAUCGUUUCGCCGCCGAAAGUGGUGGUGUUGACUGGAGCAACUGGUUUAGUUGGUCAGGGGCUCCUUCAAGCCUUGAUUGAGGACUCAAACGUUGACAAGAUUCAUUGCAUCGCAGUACGCAAUGUGAGUGCGCGCAUAGCAUCGCUCCCGCUCUUCAAACAUAGCAAAGUCAUCUUGCACGAGGGAGAGCUUAGUCUUCCAUUGGUUGGCCUGGACGAUGCCGAAGCCAAGGCAAUUUUCCAAGAGGCAGAUUGCAUCAUUCACAACGGAGCUGACACUUCUCACUUCAAAACAUAUCAGUCAUUGCGAGCGACAAACACAAUUUCGACGCAAGAAAUCGUCUCCAUGUGCCUGCUAGCCAAGAAGAAGAUACCAAUCUCGUACAUUUCCACCGCGAGCAUAUUGCAGUACUCUGGGUUGGAUGAGUUUGGCGAAGAGUCUGCAGCGCAAUACCCACCCCCUCCGGACGCCUUUGAUGGGUACAGCGCGAGCAAGUGGGCGAGCGAGCGAUAUCUGGAGAGGUUGCACGAACAAAACAACCGGACAUGGCCCAUAAGUAUUCACAGACUUACCAGCGUGCAACGCCGGGUGCGCUCCACGGAGCCAAACUCAGACACUUCACCUUCGCCGUCCAGCAACGCCGCCCUCGAAGUAGUAGGCAAUCUCCUCCAAUACUGCAAGCUCGCCAACGCCGUGCCUCUCUCGUCGAACCUCCGUGGCUCCAUGAAUCUGACAUGGCUGGACGAUGUGGUGACGAGCGUCAUGCGCGCCAUUCACACACCCUCGUACAACGGCUCCGGCGAGUCUCCACUGCGCUACCUUCACGACCACGGUGAAACAGACAUCUCCUUUUCCAAUAUCAAGGCCUAUGUCGAUGCGGAAACGGGGGGAGAUGCCCAGGUGCUCCCGCUGGAGGCGUGGGUCAAGCGCGCAGCGGAAUUGGGACUCGACCCAAUGCUCGUAGCUUACUUUGACAUGGUUGCCCGCAUGCCGCUUGUCGUUUGGCCGCGGUUGGUGAAAAAUUGAAGAAGCAGUGUUACAAGCUAGGUAACAAUGAAGGCCGCAUGGUACCGUGCCGGACGGUCGAAUGCCCCGCUGCGCC
Molecule: messenger RNA, 12367 nt
Organism: Exserohilum turcica Et28A
Lineage: Eukaryota; Fungi; Ascomycota; Dothideomycetes; Pleosporales; Pleosporaceae
Exons: 5
Coding region: 1-12291 (4096 amino acids)
Biological process (GO): fatty acid biosynthetic process; secondary metabolite biosynthetic process
Molecular function (GO): fatty acid synthase activity; phosphopantetheine binding; 3-oxoacyl-[acyl-carrier-protein] synthase activity
Source: RefSeq, a predicted model, not a curated record